Messenger RNA from Brassicogethes aeneus, 1120 nucleotides. The record is from the annotation of a GenBank genome assembly. Lineage: Eukaryota; Metazoa; Arthropoda; Insecta; Coleoptera; Nitidulidae.
AAAUAAAAGAAUAAUGUUUACAUAAAAAAUUGAAAGUCAAACAUCACUCAAAAAAAUUCAUCAAAAAACACCCAAAAACCGUUAAUAAAUUCCCUUUUUGCAGGCAGGAGAAGGUUCGAAAUUCGAAAAUCCCGCCUAUGAUUGACGUCAGACCCGAUUGCAAACGAGCAGCUCGAUCGUAAAUCACCGUUGGAUUUAUUGUGGCGGGCGCGGCCAUAUUGGCAGUACGCGACAGUGGAAAACAGUUUGUGCUAAAAGUGUUGUGUAAAAUUAAUCCGGAAACAUCGCGAAAAUGUCUGAACGAGAGGAUAACGUCUACAAGGCAAAACUGGCCGAACAAGCCGAACGAUACGAUGAAAUGGUCGAGGCCAUGAAGAAGGUGGCCAAGCUCGACUUGGAGCUGACCGUCGAGGAGCGCAACCUGCUGUCGGUGGCGUACAAGAACGUGAUCGGGGCGCGCAGGGCGUCGUGGCGCAUCAUAUCCUCGAUAGAGCAGAAGGAGGAGAACAAGGGCACCGACGACAAGCUCGAGAUGAUACGCCAGUACCGCAGCCAGGUGGAGAAGGAGCUGCGCGACAUUUGCAGCGACAUACUCAACGUGCUCGACAAGCAUCUCAUACCGUCCGCGUCGACGGGAGAAUCCAAAGUCUUCUACUACAAAAUGAAGGGCGACUACCACCGAUACCUGGCCGAGUUCGCGACGGGCAACGAUCGCAAGGACGCCGCCGAGCACUCGCUGGUCGCGUACAAGGCGGCGAGCGACAUCGCGAUGAACGAGCUGCCGCCCACGCACCCGAUACGCCUCGGCCUCGCCCUCAACUUUAGCGUGUUCUACUACGAGAUCCUCAACAGUCCGGAUCGCGCGUGCCGGCUGGCCAAGGCCGCCUUCGACGACGCCAUCGCCGAGCUGGACACGCUCAGCGAGGAGAGCUACAAGGACAGCACGCUCAUCAUGCAGCUGCUCAGGGACAACCUGACGCUGUGGACGAGCGACAUGCAGCUGGACGCCGAGGCCGAACCCAAGGAGCAGCUCCAGGACGUGGAGGACCAGGACGUGUCAUAACUUUAAGGGCCCCGCGCGAACAACAAUUUCUCUUUUUAACAACCAAGUUUUUUUUUU